Medioppia subpectinata is the source of this 2292-nucleotide messenger RNA. The record is from the annotation of a GenBank genome assembly. NCBI's taxonomy places the organism in Eukaryota, Metazoa, Arthropoda, Arachnida, Sarcoptiformes, Oppiidae.
GCUCCAGUGCUGUGUCGAGCGCUGCCUAACGGACAGGGUCAGUUCAAUACCCCUCCCCCUCAACGAGUGUUUUACGAACAAUGGGGUCAUUACCACGAAUACGACCCCCGGAACCGACCUCUUGAGUCCGAUCGCAAGCCCUAUGACGGCUAUAGGUCUGGCGUCACUCCCGACCCGAGCCGUCGGCGACUCAUUGAAGACGCGGGAGAUUUGCGCUGCAAAGAGGCUAUACGUCAAGGUUUGGAUGAGUUUAUUACUGUGAACACCAAUUACGGCAAUGUUGUCGGACGGAUGGUAUACCUACACUUCUGGAAGAAUGUGACCACUUUUCUAGGCGUCCCUUACGCCAGACCUCCCACUCGUGAGGAAAGACUUAGGUUUAAACCACCACAAGUGCCCAUUCAAUGGGGCAGUAGAUAUGCUCUCAAGUAUGAGGACUCGUGUCCACAGUAUAUACGAUAUAUCGGCAAAGAUGUUGGUAUUCCCCGUACGAGCGAAGAUUGUCUAUAUAUGAAUAUAUUCACUCCAUGGGCGGCAUCGAAAGUACGCUACCCCUACCCGGUGAUGAUAUACAUCCAUGGUGGAUUUUUCCAUUACGGCUCAGGCAAUGCAUUCUCCGGCCAUAUGUUGGCCGCCUCUCAAGAAGUAGUUGUCGUUACUUUCAACUAUCGUUUGGGACUUUUGGGAUAUAUGGCGACCGCAGACAACGCUUCGGCCGGAAAUUUUGGGCUUUUAGAUCAAAUUCAAGCAAUCAAUUGGGUUCGUGAGAAUAUCAUUAAUUUCAAUGGAGAUCCCGACAGAAUCACACUUUUUGGUCCCGAUGCCGGCGCCGCCAGCGCUGGACUAUUGGCUAUAUCUCCACAAACUAAAAAGUACGUGAAGCGAGUGAUAGCGCAAAGUGGUUCGGCAGUGGCCGACUGGGCCCUCAUUCGUGACCCGUUGUAUAUGCGAAACACUAGUGUUGUCGCCGGCUAUUCAUUUGGGUGCCGCACAAGACAUACAUACAAUUUAAUAGAGUGUCUGAAGAGUAGAAGUGCUCUCGAUUUGACCGCAACAGAAGUUACGCCAGACGUGGGUUGGCUCGCAUGGGGUCCUGUUGUGGACCGUUGGACACGAGAGCGAACCGAACAAACUGUUCCCGAUUUGCCAGAAAAUUUACUUUCGAAGAAUGCCAUCGAAUUUGAUCCCGAUUUUGCGUAUAUGUCUGGUGUGACCAGAGAUGAGGGCUCGUAUUUUGUCUUCGCUAACGAAGAGCUCAAACGCAACAAUUAUUUGGUAAAUGAGGAGAUUUUGCAGAAAAAGGCCGAAGAGUUUGUGCGAAUAUAUAACUACACGUUAGACCAGGAAUCGCUGAUCCGUGCCAUCAAAUUCAUGUAUAUGCCAUGGAGUGAUCCAAACAACUUAACUCUCAUCAGACAGGGAUAUAUCGAUAUGUUGACCGACGCAUACUUUACGGCCGGAAACGAUAAAAUGGUUAAACUCAUGCUGAAGAACAAUGUGCGGACUUAUAUGUAUGCCUUGAACUAUACUAUAGAAGGCCUUAAUCUUCCGCAUUGGAUGGGUGUUCCGCACGACACGGAGUAUUUGCUGGCAUCGGGCGCACCGUUUAUGGACCCACGCUUUUUCCCGGCGGCACUCAAUCUAAAUCUGGCCGAUUGGACCGAAGCGGACAGAAAUAUGAGUCAACUCAUAAUGGAGUCGUGGGCUAACUUUGCCAGAUAUCCGAGCUGUCGACCCGGGAAUCCGCAACUCUGCGGUCCCACGCCUUACGCACUCUUCAACACAAUCCUCUGGAAACCGAUGGAUGAGAAAAACUUACAGUAUUUGUCCAUUAAUUCGACUAAUUAUACGGGCUAUUGGCAGUAUAUGUUGACCGACGCAUACUUUACGGCCGGAAACGAUAAAAUGGUUAAACUCAUGCUGAAGAACAAUGUGCGCACUUAUAUGUAUGCCUUGAACUAUACUAUAGAAGGCCUUAAUCUUCCGCAUUGGAUGGGUGUUCCGCACGACACGGAGUAUUUGCUGGCAUCGGGCGCACCGUUUAUGGACCCACGCUUUUUCCCGGCGGCGCUUAAUCUAAAUCUGGCCGAUUGGACCGAAGCGGACCGAAAUAUGAGUCAACUCAUAAUGGAGUCGUGGGCUAACUUUGCCAGAUAUCCGAGCUGUCGGCCCGGGAAUCCGCAACUCUGCGGUCCCACGCCUUACGCACUCUUCAACACAAUCCUCUGGAAACCGAUGGAUGAGAAAAACUUACAGUAUUUGUCCAUUAAUUCGACUAAUUAUACGGGCUAU